UGGAAAGUACUGAAGGUUUUAGCGAAGAACAUUGCCAACACUGGACACUUGAGCUUCAGUCCGCAGUGGCACAGGUGCGGCAUUGGUGAGAGCGAUUGUCUCGACUACGAGAUGGGGGCGGUGACUGUUACCAGAGUGGAGCAUGAAGGGGAGGAAUCACGAAACCCCAGAAGAAUAUGGAGCAAGCUCAUAUCAUUGGGGUGGUACUUCUACAAUGCUGCACUCAACACCUACGGCAACUCGUGGUCACGGCAGAAGUGCGUGGAUUGGUACAAAGCAGACAGAAAGAACGAGGCGUGGCAGUCCGAGCUCCCAGCCUGCCCGUGCACCCUGGACCAAGCCUUGGCGGAUUUCGGCCGUUGGCAGGCUGACGUGGCGUGUGACAUGAACACCGGGAGCGUGUGUGCAUUCCACGUCGGUGCAAUCCACUGUGUGAGAUCGGUUCAGGCCACCUCCGCGGGAGCGGGAAACCAGUGCUGUUAUAGAAAGGACGGUAUGCUCAUGACCACUGUGGACACAUUCAACGGCAGCACGCCGGACCGGAGUCAUGCCUGGGGGGACAGGCCUUACGGAACACCGCCCAAGGUGCCCGCUUUGUCUCACUGGAUUCAUGAUGUUGUCCCGUUCUUCUACUGCUGUUUGUGGACGGGUGAUAGUUGCCAUUAUUACAUGGAACAGAGACCUACCUCGGACUGCAAGAACUACAAACCACCCAAACCAGCUGUGGUAUAUGGCGACCCGCAUCUUAUCACACUGGACGGUAGACUGUACACAUUUAACGGGAAGGGGGAGUACUUGUUACUGCGAGACACGCAGCACAACUUCCUACUCCAGGGAAGGUUUGGCCAAACACUUACAGACGUCAAAGCCACGGUGAUAAAAUCUAUAGCAAUGCGGGAGGGGGCGCUGUCCGAUAUUAUAGAAGUCAGAAUCAAUCCCCCAGGAAGCAACUGGAAGAGAGAUCUGACCAUAUUGGUGAACCACGAGGUCAAGCAUUUUGAAAGGAAAGGUGAAAGAACGCAGGAUUUUAAAGGCGGCGUGACGGUCAUCAACAACGACCCACGGCGUUCGUCCAACAUCACAGUGUACUUUGAGUGUGGCAUAGGGGUGCAGGCAACGGCGCUGGAAGGUCUACUUAACGUGGUUGUCAUGGCACCGCCAUCUGUCAAGUUUCAGACACAAGGAUUAUUCGGCAGCUGGGAUGACGACGCUAGUAAUGAUAUAAAUGGCACCUCGGCCGUCCAAAUUCACAACUCAAGCGAGCAGUGGCGAAUUUCAGAAAAAUCUUCCCUUUUUACGUACGGACCUCGGAGCUAUGCGUUCUACCAGGAUCUGGCGUUUCAGCCGGCCGCCAUCAACUUUACCGCCAUUCCCUCCAGGAGACCGGAGGUGGCGACGCUAUGCGGCAGUAAUCAACAGUGUGCCUACGACUACGUUGUGACAGGAGAUGAGGCGAUUGCAAGAGGGACGCUGGCAGCGGCGCGGCAAUAUGAAAUUUUGAAGGAGAGGACAAAACCUGUCCAAGCUUGCGGUAUUUUGGACAUUGAAAACUCCAUCAAAUUAGUCGACAAUUACCUGCUUGGCGGCAAAGUGGCCGUGACGGGCUGCCAGCCAGGCUAUAAAUUGUCAGGAAAGAAUGUCUCUUUCACGUGCAGCUUAAACGACACUGGGGCGGCGGCGUGGUCCCCACUUCCCACCCUCACCUGCGUCAUAGAACAAGAAGCCAGUAACGAGGCGCAAAUUCAGUACGCGCGGACCACGGCCACUGUGCUGGCGGUGCUGUUACCGACAUUCUUCGUAUUCUUGGUGCUAGGGGCCGGCCUCACCUGGUGGAUUCAUUCACGGUCACGAGGUGUAACAAAAUCUCGCACCCCUGAAGAUGAGCUCGCAGGCGGUCGCCAGGAGGGUGACGGCGGAGAGGGCCAUGGCAUGACGGCCUACCAUAAAGAAAACCUGUAUACCCUAGCCGAGGAAGACGAAAGUUAUGUGUUUGUCAAUCAAGCAGAGAUAGAAACGUUAGAAAAGUCAAACCCAAAUUUAAAUAAGUCAAAGGAAAGCAUUGGCAAGUCAACUCAUGUGUGACAGUGGAAGUCCAAGCGUCGACAGGUGAAACUCACAAGCUUGAUAGUUAUUUGCAAGUUUAUACCAAGCAUGGGAAACAAAUUCACAAGUUCUUUUCACAAUACGAUAUGAAUUUGUCCACCAUGGGGUUAUUUCCAGCGUUUCAUUAUAUGACGACUGUGGACUGGCGUGCCUUUUGAAACCUGGUGCUUCACUCCCAAUUAUGUCACCUUUGAGCAAAGCGCUCAUACUGUGCCAAAUGCCAGAGGUCGUUUUUUUUAUUUUUUUAUUAUUUUUUAUUUAAUAGGUAGCUCGAAAACAAUUUGCAUUUAUACUAUGUAUAGAUUAUGUUUAAAAAGACAAACUGAUGCAGAUUACUUGUCGAAUUUUGAGCGAUGUUAAAGAGAACGAGAUGCCAAUCUUCAUUAUGUAACACCACAGCGAU
Molecule: messenger RNA, 2506 nt
Organism: Lingula anatina
Lineage: Eukaryota; Metazoa; Brachiopoda; Lingulata; Lingulida; Lingulidae
Product: sushi domain-containing protein 2-like
Biological process (GO): cell-matrix adhesion
Source: RefSeq, a predicted model, not a curated record